This is a messenger RNA of Linum trigynum, 2458 nucleotides long. NCBI's taxonomy places the organism in Eukaryota, Viridiplantae, Streptophyta, Magnoliopsida, Malpighiales, Linaceae. The record is from the annotation of a GenBank genome assembly.
CGAUCACCAUCAAAUUAUAACACAACCUCUUCUAGCUAGCUAGAACAUCAUCAUUAACUAUAGCUCUACGUACAAUGGCAGCUGUGCAGUUCAGGUUAAUCGUGACGACUUCCAUCCUUUUGGUGGCCGCCACAGUGCUAUCCUCUUCAGCGACGAUCGAUUCGGCCGUCGCUGAUCUGCACUCAUCAACAGCAACCAUGACAGGGUCGUCGAGAAAGGUGGAGCCAGAGCUGUCGAUGGAGUGCUGGGGGGCAAUCUUCAAGGUCCCCAGCUGCGUCGGCGACAUAGCCAAAGUGGUGAUGGGUGACGUCGGAGCGAUCUUCGGGUUAGGCAAGCCUUGCUGCAAGGCCUUCCUGUCGCUGACUGACGACUGCAAGAUCAAGGUGUUCCAGAACUUGAAGUUCCUGCCCGUCAUUGAGAGCUUCUGUGCUGCCAUCACCGGCGGCGGUCCUCCUGCUCCUCCUCGUUCCGCUUGAUGAUUAGUAACUUUUAAUUAAGACUCACAUCUCGUUGAUUAGUAACUUUUAAUUAGUCAUGGUAUCCAAGGGAUAUGCAUGGAUGCUGUUUGUUUUCUUUUAGGGUUUAGUUUCAGAGGAAUAAAUUGGGAAUAUGUGGGGGAAAGAAAUGCAUGUUUUCUAAUUCAUUUGUAACUACUUUAUCCGAUCAAUGUGUUCAUUUUAAGAAGUCAUUGUUUUAUCGAUGGAAUAAUAAUACACACUAAAGAUUUGAUAUCGAUGAUUAAGGACUCUCUUGAUUAUAUUCGAGGGGGGGUUUGGUAAUCGAUAUUGCGCGUAAUGUUUGUUCUCACUAUUUGAGUUAUGAAUGUCGAGAAAACCAACUCAAAAUACCGAGGCGAAUUUCGAGCUCUACAUGGAAACUAGCCUAAUUAUCAUUCUUCUAUUAUACAUUUUAUUUCUGAGAACAAAGACUAACCUCUCAAAACUACUCAAAUUAUUGAUACUAGUUUUUUGGCCCGCGCUUUGCAGCGGGAAGAGUAAUUAUACUUGAAAUUUCCUCCACUUAUUUAAUGAUGUAGUAAUUCAUAAAAUUCGAGUAAGAUAUCACUAUAUGCGCUUAACAUAGUAUCUAAAUCAUUAUGAAUGAAUUAUGCCAUCAAUUUGUUCAAAUGAUACAUAAGAAAUAUCUAUUACUCCAUAAGUUUAAGGUAAUAUAUUUGUAAUUUACGUAACUGUUAAUGAAGGAUGUUAUGCAAAUAUUCCAUAAUGUGUGGUCUAAUAAUAAAAUUAAGUUAUGAAAAGUAUCACAUUUGAUUAAAUUGUCAUGUAAAAUUGAACUAACAUUGUGAAAUAUUUUCGUAACGUAAUUGUUAAUUAAAUUGGGCAUAAGGAAUUGAAGCUAUUGUGAACAGUAAUUUAUUACUUACCUUGCUCCAAUUUAAACUGUCAUGUAGAAGUUAAUUAACAUUACGAAACCUUUUCGUAAUAUAAAUUGAUGACAUGGUGAAUAUUUUAUUUAAAAAUGAAAAACAGUUAGUCAAUAAUCAAGAAAAUAAAUUGUGAAGAAUGUCACAUUGAUUAAACUGCCAUAUGAAAAUAACAUUUGUGUAAUCCAAUUUGAUGUGAUAGUCAACAGUUUAAUUAAUAAUAAAUAAAUUUUCAUUCAAACUUAUAUUAUGAAGUACUUACGUAAUAAGUUUAUUUAAUUAAUACAUAAUAAAUAACUAUGCAAAUCCUAAUCAUUACGGUGGACUUAUGUAUUGUGUAAUUGAUACAUAAGAAAUAACUAUCAAUCCAUAAGAUUUGCAUACUGUAUUCGUAAUGUACAUAACUCUUAUAGAACAGUGUUACGUAAAUCUUUCGUAAUGUGUGGUCACUUGAUACAGUUUAUAUAAGACUUAUGAUGAAAUUGGUUAUAGGUAAUAAAAACUCUUGUGAACAGUAAAUUUUUACUUACCUUGUCCCUAUUUUUUCGUAUGCAACAGUAAACUGUGGCUAGGCAUGCUUGGCCUUUUAAUAUAAUAAAAUAAUGUACGUAACUCUUAUAGAACAGUGUUAUGUAAACUUUUCAUAAUGUGUGGUCACUUCAUAAGAUUUACAUAUUGUAUUCGUAAUGUACCUAACUUUUAUUGAACAGUAUUACGUAAAUAUUUUGUAAUUUGUGGUCUAACAAUAAAAUAAAGUUGCGGAAAAUAUCAUAUUUGAAUAACGUUUACUAUCUGGGAUUAAGUGUAGGAGAUAAAAUGCUACGUAAAAAAAAGUGAUCUUGCAAAAUUAUUGUAUUAUGCAAAUAGAAAAGAGCUUAUGGUGAAAUUGGGUAUAGGAAAUAGACCCUCUUAUGAACAGUGUCGCUGGAAUUUUUUUUAAUUACCUUGCCCUACAUUUUCGUAUGCAACAGUAACUGCUGCUUGGGCUUUUAAUAUAUAAUAAUAAUAAUAAUAAUAUAAUAAUAAAUUUAUUUUGGGUGACCAUUGAUGAUCGAAGAAAUACCAAUUGAAAAC